AUGUCUUAUUCCAAUAAAGAUAUUGCCAAUCUAUUAGUGGAUUUUUUAUCUACUGCUAUUGAAAAAAAGGCUGUUUCUUCUGAUAAUGCUGAUUCUUUAAACGUGGCAAUUGAUUGUAUAACUGAAGCCUUUGAAUUUGAAAAAGACGAUGUCAAAUCAACUUUAGCCUCUAAAUUUGGUGGCAAAUCAUUGACUGAAUUAUUAGAUGCCGCCACAAACGCCAAGGGAAGAUCUUCAUCACCAGAAGAUAUCAAAGUUUCAAUCUCCGACAAAGAUGAAGAAGAAGAUAAGGAAUUGGCUGCUAAAGCUGAAGCUUUAAAAUUGGAAGGUAAUAAAGCUAUGGCUGCUAAAGAUUAUAAUUUAGCUGUAGAAAAAUAUAACGCUGCCAUCAAAUUGGUCCCAACAAAGGCUGUUUAUUAUGCUAAUAGAGCAGCAGCAUAUUCUUCACAAGAAAAAUACGAUGAAGCUAUUAAGGAUGCUGAAUCAGCCAUUAAAGUUGAACCAAAUUGGUCUAAAGGUUACUCUAGAUUAGGUUUUGCCAAAUUCGCCCAAGGUAAAUCCCAAGAAGCUCUGGAAGCUUAUAAGAAAGCUUUAGAAGUUGAUGGUGAUAAAGCUACUGAUAUUAUGAAGAGAGAUUAUGAAACUGCGAAGAAAAAAGUCGAACAAUCCUUAAACGUUGAAAAGAGUGCCACUCCAAGUGCUUCUGCCUCUGCUUCUGCCUCUGCUGGUGGUAUGCCAGAUAUGGCUUCCAUGUUAGGUGGUGGUUUGGGUAGUUUCUUAAAUAACCCACAAAUCAUGCAAGCUGCUCAACAAAUGAUGUCUAACCCAAGAGCCAUGGAACAAAUGGAAAGCAUGAUGCAAAACCCAAGCAUCAGACAGAUGGCUGAAAACUUGAGUUCAGGCUCUAGUGAAGGUAUGGGCGAUUUCAUGAAUAACCCAGCCAUUAGAGAAAUGGCUAGCAACUUAUUCGGUGGUGCUGGUGCUGGUGCUGGUGCUGACUCCAAUGGCGCUAACAGUAGCGCUAAUGCCGGUAAAGAUGCUGACAAGAAUUAG
Henningerozyma blattae CBS 6284 is the source of this 1053-nucleotide messenger RNA. RefSeq lists its product as uncharacterized. Lineage: Eukaryota; Fungi; Ascomycota; Saccharomycetes; Saccharomycetales; Saccharomycetaceae. Gene Ontology annotation, molecular function: protein binding; molecular adaptor activity. Gene Ontology annotation, biological process: post-translational protein targeting to endoplasmic reticulum membrane. The transcript has a single exon. Bases 1 to 1053 code for a protein of 350 amino acids. The record is from RefSeq and is a predicted model, not a curated record. Gene Ontology annotation, cellular component: membrane; TRC complex.